AUUUUGUGACUUUUUUCAUUGAAAACCACGGGAAGGGAGGAGAUGGUUUUCUGGCUGUGUAAUGAGAACAGAUGAAUUCCACUACAUCCGAUCUAAAUGAGGAUUUUUUGCCUGAAUCCACAACGCCAUAUUUGUUUUACAAGUCAUUCUCCUCCAUACCAAAGAAAAAUGAGGUCGACGUUGUGGGAUUAGCAGUCGGUGUAUUUUUCUGCGUCAUGGGUGUGACGUUAGUUAUUUAUUGCAUCACAAGGGCGUCUGGAUGUUACAAUACUAGAAGACAACCAAGGACGGAGAUAAAAAUAACCUACUUUGACGAUGAUGCUGUCACCGCUUUAAGUUUACCCACAACUCAUGCAGACGACGAGACGACAUCAGCAGACGAUGACAAGCCUACAUUAGACACACUAAAAAUACCUUGUGAGCAAUUAAACUCUUUUCCGUCUCAGGGAUGCCCAGAGACCAAAUUGUUCGUAGACGAUGAUUGCUUUAUAUCUCACGGGAAAGUGUUGAAAAGUGAUACGAUACUUGGAUUGAAGAAAAUGGGGAUACUGUAGCGUUAUAAAUUUCUUAUUAAUUAAUUCAAUGUAAAGUGUUCAUUAAUAUUUUGAA
This is a messenger RNA of Saccostrea cuccullata (small rock oyster), 609 nucleotides long. RefSeq lists its product as uncharacterized. The transcript has 4 exons. The coding region runs from base 72 to 554 and encodes 160 amino acids. The record is from RefSeq and is a predicted model, not a curated record. NCBI's taxonomy places the organism in Eukaryota, Metazoa, Mollusca, Bivalvia, Ostreida, Ostreidae.